Molecule: messenger RNA, 2536 nt
Organism: Macrobrachium nipponense
Lineage: Eukaryota; Metazoa; Arthropoda; Malacostraca; Decapoda; Palaemonidae
Product: pentatricopeptide repeat-containing protein 1, mitochondrial-like
Exons: 10
Coding region: 1-2211 (736 amino acids)
Biological process (GO): tRNA 3'-end processing
Cellular component (GO): mitochondrial matrix
Molecular function (GO): protein binding; tRNA binding
Source: RefSeq, a predicted model, not a curated record
AUGCAUCUCUUACUAGAAGUCCAACCUCUUACCCGUAAGGGCCAAGGACAAUUCAAACAAGCAGAAGCAGUACCAGAUUCAACAUCAGAGUUUAACCAAGGGGGAAGGUUUCCAAAGUAUUCUUCAAGGAAUGCUCGGGUGAAAACUUCAACGCCUGAAGGUAAUGAACCUGUGUUUACUCCAGGUUCAGACCACCACGAAAAUUUCAAACUUACAGAUUCACUUGAAAAGUGGCAUGGCUUCAAGAGCUCAGAAAAUGAAAAGGUACAGAGAUUGUCUCAAAAUAUAGUUGAAGAUGAUGAUGAAGAUGAGUUUCACUAUUACUUGCAUAAGCCACAAACCAAGAAAAAGACUUUUAAUGAUAGGAAGAAAGGACUAGGCCUGCAUCAUCAGAGCACAGAAACAGAAACAGUGUCUUUCACCCAAGAUUUGGCGGAUGAACCAUUUGGUACACUUACCCCACGAAAAGACCUCUAUGAAGAUGAAUCAGGUGAUGAAGGAGAUGAAAUGCAGAGGAAGUAUGAAGAAGCCCAGCUUGAAAGGAGACAUAGUCCUGUUUACUAUGGAAACCAGAUGAAGAAACUUUGUAAGGAAAAAAGGCUUGCAGAUGCUCUUAAGAUAUUGAAAGAAGAGAUGCCUGCUGUUAAUGCUAAGCCAGAUGUUUACUGCUAUCAAGUACUGAUUAAUGCUUGUGGAAGAGCAGGUUACACAAAAAUGGCUUUCAAACUCUUUAAUCAGAUGAAGAAGAGGGGUUUACAGCCUCAACCUGUUACUUACACUGGGCUGUUUAAUGCUUGUGCUAAUUCUCCUUGGCCAACUACAGAUGGUUUACUGCGUGCUCACAAACUUCGAAAACAGCUGCAGGACAAGCAGUACACUCUCAAUCAGACAAUAUCACAUGCCAUGAUUAAAGCUUUUGGGAGAUGUGGUGACAUUAAGACUGCAUUUUUGAUUGUGGAUGAAAUGCUCGAUCAGGGUCUAGUAGUUGAUACAGAGACCCUAAGCUUCAUGUUGCAAGCUUGCAUAUCUGAUCAGGAAACAGGAUUUAGACAUGCUUUGAUGGUGUGGAGAAAGAUGCGUGAGCUGCGGUUAUGUCCAAAUAUUUAUACUUAUAAUUUACUAGUACGUUGUAUUAGUGAUUGCAAGGCAGGCCUUCCUGAAUUAACUUCACAACUUCUUGAGGGUAAUUUCUAUUCACAGUAUACUGGUAAAGCCAUCAGUCAGAAAGAAAGGAUAAAGGAAAGGCAUUCAAUAGAAAGCAUAAGAGGAAAAGAAGAUUUAAAGUCAAAAAAACAAUCAAAUGAAGUUACAUCCAGUAGUGGUACUUUUGAAGAGGUUCAUGAAAGUUCUCAAACUACAGUCAGUCUAGUUGAAGUUCUCUCAGAAAGUAAAUAUUUAAAAAGUACAGGAAAACACUCCAGCAGUAAUCCAGAAGUCCCAGCAUUACCAAAUUUACUGGGAAGAAAACUAAAUGUGGGGUCUGCCGUGGGACUGUCAUCACUUGACCGACCAGAAGAUAGGCUAGCUUUGGUUGGGGGUCCUGCUGGCUUGAUUGCACAAAUGGUGAAAGACAAAGUUGUUCCAGAUCUGAGGACAUUCACACAACUCCUGAAUUCUCUCCCUCCCAGUACUGAAGCAGAAGAGUCAUUACUGCAGUCAAUGAAGAAUGUGGGAUUAGCACCAGAUACUCAGUUUUGCAACAUGCUCAUACGCAAGCGUUGCUAUCGUGGAGACAGUGGUGCAGCAAAGGAUGUGCUAGAUCUGAUGCAGGAACACGGAUUACUGCCUGACCUCAUAACAUUUGGAUGCCUAGCUUUAAGUUGUAAAACAGUAGCUAGUGCUGCAGAGUUUCUGGAAAACAUGGAUACAGCUGGUUUUAGACCGAAUUUAGAAAUAAUGAAAAUCUUGGUGAAAAACAGCGUGGUGAAAGAAAAUUAUUACUACACUCAUGAAUUACUUAGGGAGAUGCAUUGUAGAGGUGUUGUGCCUGAUGAAAGUCUUCUGUCAUUAUUAGAAAAGGCAAGAGCUAAGGCCCGGGAAACUAUGUUGAAUGUGGAGACUGGUAAAAGAGAGCUUACAGAAGAAGAGAAAAAGAAGUUGGACUAUAUAAAGAUUUUUUUGUAUGAAUAUAAAAAUUGGUUAAGAAAGUCUGGUUUCCAGUCUGAUGAUCAUCCAUGGGCCCAGUAUAAUUAUGCCAAAGUAAACAUAUAGAAUUUUUGUUUUGUGAAAUUGUUAAAGUAGGUAACUCAUUGGCAUAUUGAGAAUCCUGAUUGUCAGUUAUUUGUUGUAGCAAAGAAUGCUAUAUUUUUGUAUCAUGAUAGUUUUUCCAUACAAAGCCAUUAAUCUUGUAUUUGGCUCUACGUAUCACAAUCGUAUUAAAUCCCCCGGUUUACAAGUCUUUUGUCUGACCAUUUGCAACCUGGAUCCUCAGGAGUGUUUCAGCUGAUAGUCACUUUUCUGAACUGUAUGUAUAAGACAGUGAUAUUUAUUGGCUUGGUGGAGGGCACUCAUAGUGGAUUUAUAUGAAAAAACUUGU